Messenger RNA from Dermacentor albipictus, 726 nucleotides. Its product is annotated as E3 ubiquitin-protein ligase MARCHF3-like. Gene Ontology annotation, molecular function: ubiquitin-protein transferase activity; zinc ion binding. The record is from RefSeq and is a predicted model, not a curated record. Lineage: Eukaryota; Metazoa; Arthropoda; Arachnida; Ixodida; Ixodidae. Gene Ontology annotation, biological process: protein ubiquitination.
AUGUGCUUCAUUUGCCACGAGGGAGACCAACAGGACUCGCUCGUGUCGCUGUGCAGGUGCUCGGGCACCAUGGGCCUCCUGCACAUCACCUGCCUAGAGCGCUGGCUGAACGCCCGAAACAUAGAUCAUUGCGAACUUUGCCACCACCGCUUUCCAACCAUGGGCCAUGCCACUUGCGUGCGCCAGUUCUUCCACUGGGCGCUGCAUGGCGAUUCGCAGCGGGCGGUCCUGCGAGACUUGUUCUGGUUCGCGCUCCUGACGCCGGUGGCCGCACUUUGCUGUUUCUUCUGCCCUCACAGCGCCUCUAAGCAAGUGCUCGAAGGUCGCACCAUUGAGGCCGCCGGCCUGGUCACUCUGGCCGGCCUCUUUGUCACGGCCUACAUGGCCUGGUUGUGCCACAAGGUUCGCUUCCACUACCGAGCUUUCGCGGCAUGGCAGGUAAGGAAUCCGAGGCGCAGGAUCCUGGCACCGCCUUUAGCCGGAGCAACAGCUGCAGGCGGGGAAGAUUUAACGACAGGCGUUCAAUCGGGGGUCGUGCGAGAGGUGGUGGACGUCGUCGUCAGAAGCGUCAACGAGACCGGGAGCCGGUGCACGGCAAAGGGUCGACGCGGCGACCAACGAGUGGCUUUGGAACCUUCGCCGAACGUUUUGCCGGAAAACCCGCCUGCUGCGCUGCAGCAGCCAGCCUACGCACACGACCCAUUUACAGACUCCGCGUUUUGGUAG